AUGGUGCAGACCCCCCAGCUGGAGCCGCGGCCCGUACCCUCAGACGAGUGCCCACCCUUCUGCCCUGAGGGUCAGAUUGACAAACUCAGUUAUCUCUCUCUUUAUACAUCAUAUACCAGUUCGCUCAUCAUCUUGAUGACCUUCCACUGGACUUCCCCCAAUAUGUCAGUGUCUUGUACCGAGGAACCCCAAACUGGACGUAAAAUUCCAAGCUCUCUGAAAGUGCAGUUCACCGGCAAGUGUCAUUGUCACCGCUUCUUAACACUGACGCCCGCCCUUCCUUCUCCCUUCCCCCCCCGCCGAGACGCAGACUGUGAGCCCCAUGUUAGUGCCUGCCGGCUUCUCACAUCGUCCGUCAGCUCCGACCCAAAAGCUCUUUGGACCCGUUACCCCGGGACCGUCCGGAGAAGCAGGGUGCCAGCACUGGCACAGCCCUGCCUGAAAGCCGUCCAAGGCUUGCAGGCUGGAGCUGGCUGGCAUCCCUGCAUGGAGCUGGUGCACGGGGAAACCUGCUCGGUGGGUUUAAAUUCUGCCUUCCGCUACGAGGCCCAGAAUCCCACUUCUCAUCACAAGCAGCAUGAGAAAAAACAGUGGCGGCUGGGCCGGUCACUGUGCCAGGUGUGGAUCUCCUUUGAUGUGCUGUGCUGCACCGCCAGCAUCUGGAAUGUCACGGCCAUCGCCCUCGACCGCUACUGGUCCAUCACCCGCCACCUGGAGUACACGCUUCGCAUCCGGCGCCGCAUCUCCAACAUCAUGAUUGCCCUCACCUGGGCACUCUCUGCCUUCAUCUCCUUGGCCCCGCUGCUCUUUGGCUGGGGAGAGACUUACUCAGAGGACAGUGAGGAGUGCCAAGUCAGCCAGGAGCCAUCCUACACCAUCUUCUCCACCUUUGGCGCCUUCUACCUGCCCCUCUGCGUGGUGCUGUUUGUUCAACUGCUGGUAGCAGCCAAGCCUUUGCAGCAGUGGGGGAAACUUGGAGCUAAAGUGUGCAAGCAAACAGCAUCCCACCGAAGCCCGGUGAAUCCUGGAGGCUUUCAAGGGAAAGGUGACUGCAAAGCUUGCAAGCCCAGUCUCUUGACUCCUUCCGAGUCGCCAGCUGUAAAAGAAGCUGCCCAGCAGCCACAGAUGGUCUUCACUGUCCGUCAUGCCACUGUUACGUUCCAGACGGACGGAGACACGUGGAGAGAGCAGAAGGAAAAGAAAGCUGCCCUCAUGGUGGGCAUCCUUAUUGGGGUCUUCGUGCUCUGCUGGAUCCCUUUCUUCAUCACGGAGCUCAUCAACCCCCUAUGCUCGUGCGACAUCCCACCCAUUUGGAAGAGUAUUUUUCUAUGGCUGGGCUAUUCAAAUUCCUUUUUUAAUCCCCUCAUCUACACUGCUUUCAACAAAAACUACAACAAUGCCUUCAGGAACCUAUUCUUUAGACAGCACUGA
Messenger RNA from Pygoscelis adeliae (Adelie penguin), 1431 nucleotides. RefSeq names its product 5-hydroxytryptamine (serotonin) receptor 5A, G protein-coupled (gene HTR5A). Lineage: Eukaryota; Metazoa; Chordata; Aves; Sphenisciformes; Spheniscidae. Gene Ontology annotation, biological process: adenylate cyclase-activating adrenergic receptor signaling pathway. The transcript is spliced from 6 exons. Gene Ontology annotation, cellular component: membrane. The record is from RefSeq and is a predicted model, not a curated record. Gene Ontology annotation, molecular function: G protein-coupled receptor activity. The coding region runs from base 1 to 1431 and encodes 476 amino acids.